This is a messenger RNA of Nanorana parkeri, 1042 nucleotides long. RefSeq names its product family with sequence similarity 213 member A (gene PRXL2A). NCBI's taxonomy places the organism in Eukaryota, Metazoa, Chordata, Amphibia, Anura, Dicroglossidae. The record is from RefSeq and is a predicted model, not a curated record. The transcript has 6 exons. Bases 187 to 864 code for a protein of 225 amino acids.
CCUCUGUGUGUCGUGUGACCACGCCCCCUGAAUACGCUCUAUUAAAUGUACAGGGACGGUGCCAGCCCUGGUUAAGCACUAAGCAGCUCCUGGCAUAGUAUAGAGGGGAGUGGAAGGUGAUCAGCCAGUCGCAUCUGUGAUAUGCAGUUCUGGGAUUAGACGUCUUCUAGAAAUCAGCACUUAUAGAUGUGGAUUGUUCCUGAGUGUGACAUCUUCAGCAUGGGAUUGUGGUCCAUAAGUAUUGGAGCUCUGGGAGCUGCAGUAGCUGGAAUAAUACUGGCCAACACUGAUUAUUUCCUUGCUAAAACUGCAAAAGCCACUCUGGACUAUCUAGGAGAUGCCGACCUAAAGACUAUAUCAGAAGAAUCAAGGUCUUUUAAAGCUAAAGAACUGUGGGAGAGCAAAGGAGCCGUGAUAAUGGCUGUGCGAAGACCAGGAUGUUUUCUGUGCAGAGAGGAGGCUGCAGGGUUGUCGGCACUUAAGCCAGAGCUUGACCAGCUUGGAAUCCCACUAUAUGCCGUUGUGAAAGAAAAGAUUGGAACUGAAAUAGAAGAUUUUCAGCCUUAUUUUAAAGGGGAGAUUUUUCUUGAUGACAAGAAACGAUUCUAUGGACCUCAGAAGAGGAAGAUGAUGUUCCUGGGACUGAUCCGAUUGGGAGUUUGGCAGAAUUUCCGCAGAGCCUGGAAAGCUGGAUUUGAAGGGAACCUUGAAGGGGAAGGUCUGAUCCUUGGAGGUGUAUUUGUGAUUGGCUCUGGAAAUCAGGGAAUCCUUCUGGAGCAUCGUGAGAUGGAAUUUGGAGAUAAGGCAAACUUGACAGCUGUACUUGAAGCUGCGACGAAGAUCAAGCAGUCUGGAUCCCAUUAAACGUGUGGAUGCUGCCAAAGAGGGCAGCAGUCUUUGAGCACUGGCCCCCCUGGCCUGUCUUUACAUGAUGUUCUGCGUGGAACAAUAAUUUACAGAUGUUAUUUAUUUUUCCGAUGACAUUCAGUUUUUUACAGGCUUAUUCAUGGAGGCAAUGCAAAGAACAAUGAUGUUAAAAAAA